UCCUGCAGGUGCAUUUGGCCUGCAAUAUAAAAAAUCGUUUUAUUUUAUGUGUUUUGACGACCGGCCCUGCUAAAAUGGUUUUGGAUAGAGAAAAAGGAAUUCACUCAUCCAAUCGGAAUGAGCAUGUUGAUGAUGAGGAGAAAAAUAGUGAUGAUGAUGAUGGCAUAACAACGUACGUGGAGAAUACUCCACCGGAUGAACAGCAAUACGAGUGUUACAUUUGCAAGCAAUCAUUUUGGCUGAAACGCGAUCUAUUCAAGCACAAGCACAUGAAUACUCGUUGCAACAGAGAUGUUUCACCAGUGCAUGAAAUAUCACCACAUCGGCAAAAACCGAACGCAGAGCAGUCUGGAAGUACAGCGCGAACGAAAAAGAUCAGUCAUACAGCCAGACCAGAGACCGAUUCAGUAAUGCGUUGGCGGGCAUCCUAAGCGGAUGGUCUCUGUGUGUGUCGUAUAAAUGUGUUUGUGGAGACAUGACGGGGGCCCAAUGUUAAAUUUGAUUUCAAUAUUAAUACGAAAAAACGAAG
Messenger RNA from Bradysia coprophila, 529 nucleotides. RefSeq lists its product as uncharacterized. Lineage: Eukaryota; Metazoa; Arthropoda; Insecta; Diptera; Sciaridae. The record is from RefSeq and is a predicted model, not a curated record.